UCACUUGUUCAAGCCAUCCCAUCCAUCGCCUCUCUUUCUUUCUCUUUAGGGUUUCCUCUUCCCCGUAUACCUUUCUAGCCAUUCCCCAAAACAUCUUCUUUACUUUGCAGUAUUCAUUUGCCCUUGGUUAUACUGUCUGGAUUUCAGUCACAAUGAGGAAUUUUGGAUCGCCUUGAUAUAUUCUUAAUUCCUUUUUUUGUUAUGUUUGCGUUCAAAAUCAUAGCUGCGAUCGCCUGAUUCAAGAAAAGAUUUGAAUAUUUUUUCGUUUGUGAAAUCGAGACUGGAGAAAAAAGGAAUUGCUAUGACUUCUACAGUUCCAGCAAAGUCUAAUAACCCACUUCACAACUUUGAUUUGCCUUAUUUGAAAUGGAAGAAGAAUCAGCACUCAAACAAUCACCAGCGCCGCCGAUCAAACAAGCUUUCUUCAGAUUCAUCCUCGCCGUCGCGGAAUGAUUCACCGCUGCGUCAAUCACAAUCUCAGUCUCCAAUGCGUGAAUCACUGGCGGCGGCGCGUUACUCGCCCAUGCGUGAUUCUGUUGCACGUCAGUCUCCUAUGCGUGAGCCUAUUCCGGGGUCUCGCCGUUCUCCGAUUCCUGAAUUUGUUGCGCCGGCUCGCCGGUCUCCGAUGCGUGAAUCCAUUACGGCGUUUCGCCAGUCUUCCAUGCGUGAUCCACGUCAGUCUCCGAUGAUGGAGUCUCUGCCGCAGCGUCAGUCUCCAAUGCACUGCGAAUCUGUUCCUGAAUCGGAAAAGGACAGAAGUGUUAUUGAGCAUCGUAGACAUUCACGAAUUUCAGCACCUGAGAGUUCAAAGAAAGGGAUCUGUGAGAAAUCAGAUAAGAAGCAUAAAGUACAAGAGAUUGAUGCAGCUGGCAAUAAAGAAGGCAGAUCGAAAAUCUUGCUCAAAAUCCCUCGGAAAAACAAGGCCGAAGAAAUCCAUGAAGAGCAAAAGGGGGAUGAAUCUCAAGAGGAGGGAAAAGGGGUUACUGCUGACGAGGAAGCUGCUGAAGAAUCAGCACCAAAGACAUGGAAUCUGAGACCCAGAAAGCCUAUACACAAAUCAUUGAAUCUGAAUGGAGGUCCAUUUCGAGCCAGUGGAUCGGUGAUGCAGGAGAACAAAUCUCAAUCACCUUACCUGAAUAUGAACAAGCCAGAAAAUAAUGAAUCCAACCCUCAGAAGAAGGAAAAAAUGCCUAGGUUUUCGAUAUCCCUCACCAGAGAAGAGAUUGAUGAAGAUAUAUAUGCUAUGGCUGGAUCAAAGGCUUCUAGAAGACCUAAGAAGAGAGUAAAGGCUGUUCAGAAACAACUUGAUACCCUCUUCCCUGGUUUAUGGCUAGCUUCAAUAACUCCUGAUUCGUAUAAAGUUUGUGAAAAUGUUCCAAAGGGUUAAAAGGAAUCCUUCAAAGGUGGUGGUUGUCCUUCGAAUGUCCUUUGGUUUUUGUGGAAGUUUGAAGGUGAUGGCUUCCAAAUUUUAUGAUUGCAUUUGGAGGUAUAAUCAGUUCUUAUCUGUAAAAGAAAGAUGAAAGGAAGAAUAAACUUUUUUUUUUCCUCUUGCUCUCCUUCAGCACUAGUUUUUCAUUAGGUUUCAGGAAUAGCAGCUGAAGUUUAGUUCUUGAUUUUUUUUAUGAUAAAGAAAGCUGAAGUUUAGUGUUUUUGAUUUCAUAUAGUUGCAGAUGUAAAUAUGGCUUUCUAACAAAUUAUUGGAAAUUUCUCUUUUGAUAACCUUAUGCUGUUUUUACUUCUUUCAAUGGUCCUCUUCUUGUUUGCCUUUAUUCUAAAAGACAGAAUGAGUAUAUCUGUAGUGGAAGGACCAGUUGUCACUAUGCGAGGAUGGUGUCCUUUAUUCCUUUUUCCCUUUCAGGAUGAAAAUUCUUACGGGCGGAUACAUGAUCUUAAUUCAGUCAAUAUAGUUUGUCCAAGAACAGUUUGAUUUGGUUUUCUGAAUGAAAUUUUGUUGUGGGUUUUGGAUUUUUUAAGGUUCAGGAAUGAUACUUUCAGCCUUAAACGAUGAACUGUUAAAAAUUGUUAUCCAACACAAAUUCUCUUCUUCCCAAAGCAUUAUUUGAGAGGUGGGAGGCUGGAAAUUAGCUAUAAGCUGAUAUAUGCGGAGGAGCGGCCAUUUUGACAUGACUACUCCUUCAUAUAUGCAUCAUCAUCCAGCCCACUGAGUAACAAGUACUAUAUAUCUGUUGAAGUAGGUUAGUGGGAGGUAAUAUAUCAUAUUUGAGCAUGUUAUUCCUUUUGAAUAUACCAAAGUAAAAUGGUUCUAUUACUUCUUGAGCUGCUACAUAUUUGAACUUUACAACUAACUCGUGGUUUUAGGCAGCCUUACACUGACCUGGCUUGGCUAAGUUAAGUGGAUAAGUUAUGAAGAUGAAGAACAUCAUCCAGGUUCCAACUGUGUAUUUUCUCAUAAUAGAGUUUUACCUUCUCAUCGUAGACAUUGUAAUUUCUUUCCCUGCUUCCUGAUCAUCAUCGGCAAGGAACCUGUAUGUUGGGGUUGCAACAUUCUGUGCGAUUGUAUGAUUGCAGAUUGCAGAUUGCUUAUAGUCAUUCUCUUUCCCCUCUUUAUGUGCAUUUGGGUGAUGGGUUAGUCUAAUCUGGGAUUCCUCUGUUUCUCGAUUUUCCUUUUUAGUUUAAUAUCAUGGUUUAAACCUUAUUUUGGGCUCACAGAACUAGAAGCUUUAUAAUUUGAGAUGAUAUAAACCUCUGUCAUCCUCUUCUUUGUCAUUUAUAGUGUUGCAGUUUAUUCUUCUAGUUGUGCAGUUCUUGUGCUAGACACCACUUACAGAAGAGCACUCAAGGUAAAGCCGAACAGUCGAUGAAGUGAGCAAGGUAAUAAAAGCCAUUGCUUGAUUGCUUAAAAUCAUGAAGCGACGCAAAAGCCAGGGGCACUAAAGCUUUGUGGGCAAAGCCAUGCACUUGUGAGAAUGUGCACCUCAAACAAUGACAUGCAAUAUUAUCUCAACAAGCAGCAGCCAACUCAUUGAAUCUCAUCUCUUCUGAGUUGGAUUGUUAUCGGCAAUUGAAAAUUGUUUCUUAUAGUACGAUUUAUAUAUAUAUUUGGUAUUUUAAUUCUC
This is a messenger RNA of Solanum dulcamara, 3077 nucleotides long. RefSeq lists its product as uncharacterized. The coding region runs from base 302 to 1387 and encodes 361 amino acids. The transcript has 3 exons. Lineage: Eukaryota; Viridiplantae; Streptophyta; Magnoliopsida; Solanales; Solanaceae. The record is from RefSeq and is a predicted model, not a curated record.